GUACAGGCUGCAAGAAGCUGGUUACUGCCUCGGGUAAGGAAAUGGAGUGGGCACAGAUGGCUUGUCACCGUUGCCUGAUGUACCUGGGCGACCUUGCGCGAUACCAGAACGAGCUGGCUGGGGUGGACACGGAGCAACUGGCCGAGAGGUUUUACUAUCAGUCACUGUCGGUGGCACCCCAAGUGGGCAUGCCCUUUAACCAGCUUGGGACGCUGGCUGGAAGCAAACAUUAUAACGUCGAGGCCACUUACUACUACCUCAGAUGCAUCCACUCUGAAAUGCCCUUUGAAGGGGCCUACGGCAACCUGAAGCGUCUCUUUGACAAAGCUGCCAAGGCCUAUCACCAGAUCCGUCACACUGACUCCAAGAAACUCUCCGUGAACAAGCAGAGGUCCAGAGAUAUCAAGCGGUUGUUGGUGAGCUUCAUGUAUCUCCAGAGCCUUCUCCAGCCCAGGAACAGCACCGUCAAUGUGGAGGUGACUUCCAUUUGCCAGACGGUGCUGGAGGACUUCAACCUCUGCCUCUUCUACCUGCCCUCAAACCUCAAUCAGAGUGCCUCGAGUGAGGAGGAGGAGGACUUGGACCGGGGCUACAGCUUCCUGCCUGACCUGCUGAUCUUCCGCAUGAUGGUCAUCUGCCUCAUGAGUGUCCACAGCCUCAAAAAGACAGGUAUGAAACAGUACAGUGCCGCCAUCGCGUUCACCCUCGCCCUUUUCUCCCACCUGGUGAACCAUGUGAAUAUCCGACUGCAGGCGGAGCUCGAGGAUGUGGAGAACGCUGUCCCUUCCUUACAGACCGAGAAUCCAGACGAGGUCGAGACGAAGGACCCGCCGCGCGAGCUGGAGCCCGAGUCGGCCGACAAGGUGCAGAACGGGGCGCCCCUGCCGGCUGGCAAGGCCAAGGGCAAGAAGUACUCGCGGCUGGCACAUCUCCGGAGGCGGCGACACCCCCGGCAGAAGGCUGACGAGAGCGACCUGAGCGAGGGCUUCGACUCGGACCCCAGCGACAACUCGGCCAAGGACAGCGAGCGCUCGGACAGCGGCUCCGAGAAGAGCGAGGAGGAGGACGAGGAGGAGGAGGAGGAGGAGGAGGCUGAGGCCGCCUUCGACCUGGAGUCGGACUCGGACAUGAACAGCCAGGAGUCCCGCUCCGACCUCGAGGACAUGGAGGAGGAGCCGGGCAGCGGCCGCAGGGAGGAGGGCGGGCGGAGCAAGGCCGCUGCCGGCGCCCCGCCGGCCCCUCCCCCGCCGGCCCCGCCCACUGCCCCCGACGCCCCCCUGCCCAACGGGCCGGGCAGCGCCACCGACGCGGCCAUCGCCAGCAACCUCCAGGCCCUGUCCUCGCAGAUGUUCCAGCCCAAGAGGUGCUUCCGGCUGGCGCCCACCUUCAGCAACAUCGUGCCGAAGCCACCGCCUGGCAAGGGGGACCCUGUGCUCUCACUGCCUGACAAGCCUUGUGCCAACGGCGUCCUCCAGGCCCCGGGUGUCGCUGAACAUGACACCGGCUCGGACUCCGAGGAGAGCGACGCCAGCAGCAAGUCGUCCCGGAAGGAGAAGAGUCCCCUGGAGAAACUGGACAUCCUGUCCAAGGAGGGCCUGCUGAUCACCAUCAAGAUCUUCCUCGACUGGCUGCGGAGCAACACCGACAUCAUCCUGACGUGUGCUCAGAGCUCCCAGAGUCUGUGGAAUCGCCUGUCGGUCCUCUUGAACAUGUUACCCGAAGGAGCCAAGAUGCGAGAACCAGGCAUGUCCUUCCGUGAUGGGAUUGUCCAGCUGCUGAACCAGUGUGAGGAGCCUGAGCUGGCCCAAGCUGUCCUCCUCCCCGAAGACAUGGCCCUCCGCUACCUGCCUGUCCUUCGUUCCGCCCACAGGAAGCUCAAGGUGGAGCAGACCAGUCUGGCAGUGACCACCCUGGAGGAGUCGGUGGUCCGUGUUUGCUGCAUCCGGAGUUUUGGUCACUUCCUGACCCGUCUCCAGAAGAACGUCCUACAGUAUAACGCCGAGCUCGGGAUCUUCAUCAGUAUCAGCCAGCUGGAGGAGGAGACCCUGAUGGAAAAGGCACAGGCGCAGUUCCGGAUGGCCGAGGAGGAGGCUCGGAGGAACCGGCUCAUGCGAGACAUGGCCCAGCUCAGGCUCCAGCUGGAAGUGUCCCAGUUGGAAGGAAGCCUCCAGCAGCCGAAGAGCCAGUCGACCAUGUCUCCGUACCUGAUCCCCAACACCCAGGCCAUCUGCCAGCAGUUGGCCAACAUCAGACAACUGGCAAAUAGUGGGCGAUUCAUUAUCAUCAUCCCCCGUACGGUAAUCGAUGGGUUGGAUUUUCUGAAGAAAGAAAACUCCGGAGCACGAGACGCCAUCCGGUUCCUGGAAACUGAGUUCAAGAAGGGAAACCGGUACAUCCGUUGUCAGCGGGACACUGGCAGGAUGGUGGAGAGGCACAGACUGAAAAGGCAGGAUCUAGAUGCAUGGCACUUGUAUAAGAUCCUGGACAGCUGCAAGCAACUUACGGUCUCACAGGGCAGUGGAGAGGAGGAGGUGUCUGGGAUGGUCACUAUCCUGACGGAUUUCUCCCCUGAUAAUCCCGGCUCUCUCUCCAGCCAUGUACAGGUUGCCCUACACGCAGCUCACAACAGCGGCGUGGACGUCAAGAAUAUCCUGGAUUUCUACCGUCAGUGGAAGGAGAUGGGCUGAAGGCUGGUCAAGGGGGGUCACGACCUCGGAUGAACCUCUCCAGAUGCAGUAACGCAGCCAUGGGUGUCUGAUGGAAGGUGGUUGGGCCGCUGCUGUGUUCGUGACGACCUGAAGCGCGAGCCAAACGCGAGAAACGCCGGCAAAAAAAAAAAUCUCAACAUCCGAGGGGGGGGCGGGGAAUAUUUUGGGGUUUUAACAAAAAAAGGAAGAGGGGGGAACGCCAUGUUUCUUUUUGACCCUCCUUUUUAACACACAGGUGUGAGGAAAUGGGGGUGGGUGGGGGAGGUAGCGAUUCUCCCAGACCGACUAUCUCCAGGGCGCGGUGUUAGAAACAGGCAGCGGCCGAUUCUGCCCCCCCCCCCACCCCUCACUUCCGCCCAUUGGUUGCUUAGCCCGCCACUCCCUGGCUCUCGUUCUGGCUGGUGGAAUCCUACACAGCUCGAGAGCGAGAGAGAGAGAGGCGACCCCUCUCUCUCCUUUCCUCACCAAACCCUCCCCCCUCCCCCACCACAAUCCUAUUUUCCUGGCGUCGCUCAGUAUUGGGCGGUGUUGGCACCCGCUGGCGCAGGCUGGCCCGAGUUUGACCCGGCCUCUUACACAGCCCAACGGGGACGCUCUCACCCUUCCUACUUCCAUUUUAACUUUCUCUUCUUCCACAUCGGGAGCUGCCUCUCUUUUUUAUAAAAAAAAAACAAAAAAAAUUCUCCCCUUUGCCUGUCUGUGUGCGGGUGUGUGUGUUUU
Molecule: messenger RNA, 3428 nt
Organism: Carcharodon carcharias (great white shark)
Lineage: Eukaryota; Metazoa; Chordata; Chondrichthyes; Lamniformes; Lamnidae
Gene: smg5
Product: SMG5 nonsense mediated mRNA decay factor
Exons: 18
Coding region: 42-2687 (881 amino acids)
Biological process (GO): nuclear-transcribed mRNA catabolic process, nonsense-mediated decay
Cellular component (GO): telomerase holoenzyme complex
Molecular function (GO): protein binding; telomerase RNA binding; telomeric repeat DNA binding
Source: RefSeq, a predicted model, not a curated record